AUGGAGGCUCCCAACGAAGCUCCCGCGGAUGCGGCUGGCGACAGCGUGCAAACCACCGCUGCUACUGCUGCCGCUGUCCAGGAAUCUCAUCAGCCGCAAAGAAUUGUCGCGUCGCAUCCUGCGCCCCCUCAGCGAAAUCCAAUGAUUACACGCGAUCGAUUUAAUCAUCAGUCGCUCGGCGCAUCUUUAAACUCCUCGGUUAAGCAUGCGCGGGUGCUCAUGGUGGGCGCUGGCGGCAUCGGCUGCGAGCUUCUGAAAAACCUCGUGCUCAACGGCUUCGGCGAGAUUCACAUUGUCGACCUCGACACGAUCGAUCUGUCCAACCUCAAUCGCCAGUUCCUCUUCCGACAUGAACAUAUCAAGAAAUCAAAAGCAUUGGUUGCCAAAGAGGCGGCACAGAGAUUCAAUCCGAACGUCAAGAUUGUUGCGCAUCACGCCAAUAUCAAAGACUCCGAGUUCAGCGUUCCUUGGUUUCGCGACUUCAAGAUCGUUUUCAAUGCUCUAGACAACCUCGACGCCAGACGGCAUGUGAACAAAAUGUGUCUGGCGGCAGAUGUUCCGCUAAUCGAGAGCGGAACGACUGGUUUCAAUGGCCAGGUUCAAGUCAUCAAGAAGGGCAUUACUGCUUGUUACGACUGCACUCCCAAAGAGACACCCAAAUCAUUCCCUGUCUGUACUAUUCGAAGCACACCGAGCCAGCCAAUCCACUGCAUAGUUUGGGGCAAAAGUUAUCUGCUAAAUGAAAUAUUUGGCGUCAGCGAAGAUGAAUCAGCUUUCGAUCACUCAGCAGAUGCGGAUAAUGCCCAGGAAAUCGAGGAGUUGAAGAAAGAAUCAGAAGCACUAAAGAAGAUUAGAGACGCAAUUGGAACACCCGAGUUUCCGAGACUGCUCUUCGACAAGGUUUUCAAUUCCGAUAUCGAACGCUUGCGCUCUGUUGAAGACAUGUGGAAAUCGCGUCGCGCUCCUGAAGCGCUCAAGUACGACGAUGUACUUGCACGAGCUAAUCAGAGCGUCGAGUCCAAAGAUGCCAUACUGGCAGACGGACAGAAGGUCUGGACCCUUGAAGAAAGUCUUGUUGUCUUCAAUGACAGCCUCGACCGGCUUAGCAAGCGACUGCUUCAGCUGAAAGCGACAAAGGGUGCUGCGUCGCCUGACCCAACCAUUACCUUUGACAAGGAUGACGAAGAUACGCUGGACUUUGUAGCAUCCAGUGCAAAUAUUCGCUCCACCAUAUUCGGCAUUGAUUUGAAAUCUCGCUUCGAUAUCAAGCAGAUGGCCGGCAACAUCAUACCGGCGAUUGCUACAACAAAUGCAAUUGUCGCAGGCCUCUGUGUUUUGCAGUCCUACAAAGUGCUCAAAGGAGAAUAUGCGCAGGCCAAAGAAGUCUUCUUGACGCCCUUUGCCAACGCAAGACUUUUGGCUCCGGAUAGAAACCGAGAGCCCAACCGCGACUGUCCUGUCUGUGGCAUUUAUUAUACCAGCAUCGUUGCCGACCUAAGUAGAGCAACACUGCACGAUAUUGUCGAGGGUUUGGUGAAGACUCAGUUCGGCUAUAGAGAUAAAGAGUUUUCCGUGAGCAAUGACGUGGGCGUGUUAUAUGAUCCUGAUGAGACAGAUAAUCUCGAGAAGAAGCUCACAGAACUUGGUAUCAAAGGAGGCAGUUUCCUCACUAUCACUGAUGAGGAUGAUGAAGAUACGCUCGUCAAUGUGGUGAUUGAUAUUCAAGACGGGAUCUUGGAUACCCAAAAAGAGUCAUUCCGCCCGGUACACGCUGGGCGUCCCGAGAUUCCUCACAAGCCAAAGAAACCUCCGCCAGUUGAGACCAAUGGCAACGGCCACGGCCAACAAAAUGGAAAGCAUUCGCUAGAUGAUGCGAUGGUGGUGGAGGAAUCCAAGGGCACUAAGAGGGCGCUUCCUGAUGAUGAAAGCCCCCCUUUCAAGAAGGCCAAGAUGAUUAGCUCGGUAGAUGAAGAAGUAGUCGUCGUGGAAGACGCCGGCGGAGCCAUCGUCAUCGACGACUGA
Trichoderma gamsii is the source of this 2022-nucleotide messenger RNA. RefSeq names its product ubiquitin-like 1-activating enzyme E1 B. The record is from RefSeq and is a predicted model, not a curated record. The coding region runs from base 1 to 2022 and encodes 673 amino acids. Gene Ontology annotation, cellular component: SUMO activating enzyme complex; cytoplasm. The transcript is spliced from 7 exons. Gene Ontology annotation, biological process: protein sumoylation. NCBI's taxonomy places the organism in Eukaryota, Fungi, Ascomycota, Sordariomycetes, Hypocreales, Hypocreaceae. Gene Ontology annotation, molecular function: SUMO activating enzyme activity.